Malaclemys terrapin pileata is the source of this 1719-nucleotide messenger RNA. RefSeq names its product RUN domain containing 3B (gene RUNDC3B). The transcript has 11 exons. Bases 1 to 1512 code for a protein of 503 amino acids. NCBI's taxonomy places the organism in Eukaryota, Metazoa, Chordata, Testudines, Emydidae. The record is from RefSeq and is a predicted model, not a curated record.
AUGCACAGCAACACCUGCCGCUCGGACACCGGCACCAGGCGAGGGAGACACGGGGGCCUCAUCCUCCUGUGUGGCGGCGGCGGCGGCAGCCCGGAGAGCAGGAGGCCGGGAACAAAGGCUCCGCGCCAGCCCCUUCGGCUCCACCUGCCUUCCGCGGCGAUGGCUUCCCUCAGCCUUGGGGGGCUGAACGUCUCGGCCCGUAGGAAGAGCGUCCAGUCCCGCAACGCGGCGGUGGAGAGGAGGAACCUGAUCACCGUCUGCAGGUUCUCUGUGAAGACUCUGAUUGAUCGUUCCUGUUUUGAGACUAUAGAUGAUUCUUCCCCUGAAUUUAAUAAUUUUGCAGCCAUUUUGGAACAGAUUUUAAGUCAUCGUCUGAAAGGUCAGAUCACCUGGUUUGGCUAUGAAAGCCCUCGUAGCUUCUGGGACUAUAUCCGAGUAGCUUGCCGUAAGGUUUCACACAAUUGCAUCUGCAGCAUUGAGAAUAUGGAGAAUGUCAGUUCUUCUAGAGCAAAGGGCAGAGCGUGGAUCAGAGUGGCACUUAUGGAAAAACAUUUGUCAGAAUAUAUUUCUGCAGCUCUAAGAGACUUCAAAACAACCAGGAGAUUUUAUGAAGAUGGAGCAAUUGUCCUGGGAGAGGAAGCAAAUAUGCUUGCUGGCAUGCUGUUGGGACUCAAUGCUAUUGACUUCAGUUUCUGCUUGAAGGGAGAGGGAUUGGAUGGCAACUUUCCAGCUGUAAUAGAUUAUACACCCUAUCUGAAGUUCACCCAAAGUUCUGAUAGCAUCAGCAGUGAUGAAGAAGAGCUAAGGACUCUCGGAAGUAGCGGCAGUGAAAGCAGUACUCCGGAAAAUAUUGGACCUCCUUUCAUCAUGGAUGAAAACAGUUGGUACAACAAAUGCAAAAGGGUAGAACAGAAGUAUCGACUCACCUUGGAGCAGAAGGGUUAUCUUGAAGAGCUAGUACGCCUUAGAGAAACCCAGCUGGCUGAAUCUGUCUCACAAAACAAAUUACUGCUACAGAGGAUUGAAGAUAUGGAUCUAGCCCAUAAAAUGGAGAAGGAACAGCUGGAGUACAUAAUUGUAGAGCUGCAGGACCAGCUAACUGUGCUAAAGAAUAAUGAUCUGAGAUCAAGACAAGAGUUAACUACCCACCUCACCAAUCAAUGGCCUUCCCUGGGAGCUCUGGAUGUCAAUGCUGUUGCCUUGGAUACUCUACUCUAUAGAAAGCACAGUCAACAAUGGGAUGAGAAAAGUUUUCAAAGUCUGGACCAACUCUCAGCAGAAGUUAGUCUUUCUCAGACAUCUCUGGAUCCAGGUAAUUCACAAGAUGGAGAUGGAAAGGAAGAUGGAUUAAAUUUACUAAGUGAAGGGAAGGAAGACACUCCAUCACUGCUUGGUCUCUGUGGUUCUCUGACUUCUGUAGCAAGUUAUAAAUCUCUUACAAGUCUGAAAUCAAGUGAAUACCUUGCAAGUCCUACAGCAGAGAUGACAAGUCCAGGUCUAACUCCAUCUUGAGCGGAUAUACAUAACAGGAAGAGCUUUUGUGUUGUAUGCCAGAAUUUGACUUGCUGUGAAGACUCUUAAAGGUUCAAGCAAGCUAAAGAAUAUGCUGCUUUAUUUUGUCCUUUUUUCAUAAUGAUCUAUUUAAAGAAAAGUCACAAAACUUACAUCCAUUGUUUGUCAUGCUUUUCUUUAAAAGGAUUUUUCCCGGACUUACUCUUU